AUGCCGUUGGUCGUACUGGAGGCCAAGGACAUUGCCAGUCCGAUCUUUGUGGUGAGAACAUGGGAACUUUUGUCGAGUUGCCUCACCUUCAGCCUGGUGGCCUCGCUGGACCCCUCCGAGUUAAACAAAGACCCGUCGUUCGUACGCCAACACAACUCAUUCAGGGUGUUCUGCAUGUUCAUCUGGUGCUUCUUCUUCAUCGUCACGUUGCUCGUCCACGUUCUGAGCAUCAUCCAGUUUCACAGCCUCCUCCCCAUAUCCUGGAAGAACAUGACUGUGAGCGUGGCCAUCUUAGGCGCGUUAAUGUGUCUGAGUGCCGCUGUGAUUUUCCCUUGGAUCAUCAUGGAUCACGACCAAGUAAGGCCUCGCCCUGCGGUGGCCAUUGUGGCAUCCUGUCUCACAGUCUUGGCCUACAUCGCUGAGUGCUACGUGCUUCGUUGCCAAGCGCAGGAGCAGAGAGGCUACAUGUGCAGUCUGCCGGGCCUCCUGAAGGUCAUCCAGUUCUGGGGCGUCUGUCAGAUGAUUCCACUGCUUGUCGAAGUGGUUUUUGGACACAAGACAUUAAAAGGAGUGAAUGUUUGGCAGCUGUGGGUGUUGGGGGCGUCAUAUGGUGUCUGUGGCCUCAUGUCUGUUGUCACGUUCGUGGUGAUUUUAGGCGACUUUGCCGGGCGAUGUUUCAUGCCUUUCGACAGACUUUUGGCCGCUUUCAGUCUGACUGGAGUUCUGCUCUACAUGGUGACCACGGUGAUCUGCUUCACCAGAGUGCUGUACCUGAAAGGCCUCGGACAAAACUCAUUCCGGACCAGCGAUGAGAUGGUCCUCAUGGAAACGGUGAUCGCCUGCAUUACCCUCUUAGCUUACACGGUUGACUUUGCCUUCUCCAUUAAACUGUUGUGCGACAGGAGCCAUUCUUAA
Messenger RNA from Thalassophryne amazonica, 915 nucleotides. Its product is annotated as myeloid-associated differentiation marker homolog. The coding region runs from base 1 to 915 and encodes 304 amino acids. The transcript has a single exon. Lineage: Eukaryota; Metazoa; Chordata; Actinopteri; Batrachoidiformes; Batrachoididae. The record is from RefSeq and is a predicted model, not a curated record. Gene Ontology annotation, cellular component: membrane.